AUGGAAGAGUAUGGUUUAACCAUGGAGCACGUUUGCUACAACGGUCCCAUCUACUACAUCUGCGACAAAGAUAACCAAUGCAGACGUGACCCUUAUAUCUGGGCGGUUUCAAUUUUCAUACAGGCUUCAUGUUUCGGUUGUCUUCUACUCAUGUCAAGUUUCGGAUAUCUUACAUACACCCGACUCAACACGUCAUAUAUCAAUCUCAGUGUCCACACCUGUCAGAUUCAACACCAACUUCUCACAGCACUUCUCAUACAGGCGGGAAUUCCAAUUAUCUUUAUGUAUAUUCCCAUUGCCGUCCUGUUCACGUCGCCAAUGUUUGGAAUUGGUUUUGGAGUCUAUCAAAACAUCACGAUGGCCUGUCUCGCCAUCUAUCCUCCAUUAGACCAGCUAGCGACGAUAUGUAUUGACUGUUCGAAAAUCGGAUCUGGCGCGAAUCCCAAUGACUUCGGAGUCGGCAAAUCGCUCAAGGACUUGGCACUUUUUUCUGAGUAUCCUCUAUUCCUCGAAUAA
Caenorhabditis remanei is the source of this 516-nucleotide messenger RNA. RefSeq lists its product as uncharacterized. Bases 1 to 516 code for a protein of 171 amino acids. Gene Ontology annotation, molecular function: G protein-coupled olfactory receptor activity. NCBI's taxonomy places the organism in Eukaryota, Metazoa, Nematoda, Chromadorea, Rhabditida, Rhabditidae. The record is from RefSeq and is a predicted model, not a curated record. The transcript is spliced from 4 exons. Gene Ontology annotation, biological process: G protein-coupled receptor signaling pathway; olfactory behavior.